This is a messenger RNA of Prosopis cineraria, 865 nucleotides long. Its product is annotated as pollen-specific protein C13. The transcript has 2 exons. The record is from RefSeq and is a predicted model, not a curated record. The coding region runs from base 165 to 653 and encodes 162 amino acids. NCBI's taxonomy places the organism in Eukaryota, Viridiplantae, Streptophyta, Magnoliopsida, Fabales, Fabaceae.
ACCAUGUGAGUGAACCGACUCCAAACCCUUUGAAAUCCAUCCAUUUUCUAUUUCCGUCUCACUGAAUUUGGAUACUCAUCAGUGUCGCCCUUUCGUUUGAAUUGCACCGUUAAACUCUCCAGAUUCCUACCCAUAUUUUCUCUGUUAAUCUCGCGAGCUUAGCUAUGGCUGCCAGGGCUUCCUUCCUACUGCUCCUGUGCGCGCUACCGGCACUGAUUGCGGCCAUCCGCCCGGAGAGGAACCCAUUCACGGUGCAGGGUCGCGUCUACUGUGACACUUGCCGUGCUGGCUUUGAGACCUCCGCCACUACUUACAUUGCUGGUGCUGAGGUGGUUGUGGAAUGCAAGGAAAGGAAGACAUUACAAGUUGUGUACAGGAAGAAGGGGAGGACAGAUUCAACAGGAACAUAUAAAAUACUGGUAGAAGAGGAUCAUGCGGAUCAAAUAUGCGAUGCCAUGGUUGUAAGCAGCCCUCAGAGUGACUGUAAAGAAGCUGCCCCAGGCCGUGAUCAAGCCCGUGUUAUUCUUACCCGAAACAAUGGCAUCGCCUCCGAUGAUCGAGCUGUGAAUGCUGUGGGCUUCAUGAAGGCCGAGGCUGCGUCUGGCUGUGCUGAAAUUCUCAGGCAAUACGAAGAGUUCGACAAUGAGAAUUGAUUUCUGUAAUAUCUUGAAUUGGCCUGGUCUCUAUCUUGUUUAAUCUUGUUGGACUUAUCUCGGCCUUUCGACUUUGUGCCUUUGUAUGUGAGUUGUGAGAGGACCCUACUAAAUUAUAUUACUGUUUGACUUGGCAGAGAUUGCGUUCUAUGUAUUGCUGCUAUGAACUUCUGGUGUGUCUAUUUAAUCAGGAUUAAGAUUUCAUAGCUGAA